AUGGCUGAAACGCUCCCAACUCCGAGGGCCACGCCGGAGGUGCAGGACAAGGUUGUCGCCGACAGUGCGAGGAACAGCCUGGAAGCAACGCUCGACGAGCUGCUGAAACGCUACCUUCUCCUCCUCGACCAAUACUCUCAGGCUCGUCAGCAGCUUUCAUCCGAGCUCUCCUCCGGCUAUCUCUCUCUCGCACAAGCAAACUUCAACCCUUCCAGCCGUAUCCGUUAUGGUCAAGACUUCUACGACGAGCGCAUGCAGGCGCUGAGGCAGGUAACCACCGAAGAAACAGACUCCAAGCUAUACAGGUCAAUUCGCCUACUUGAUCCUCCCAAUGAACCGACAGCCGAUGAGAAGAAGACGAAGGAUACCGCCGUGCCUACAGACAAGAACAAAGAAGGCACAGAAAUCAACGCCAACGACGACGUUUCCGCCUCGGUCGCCCAGCUUAGCCUUGAUCACGAAGUGGAAGAUGAGUCGAAGUCCCGACAGGUACAUCCGGGAAGCAAACCCGGCGAAUCAGAUUUGGGACGUGAUGGAGAGAAGACGGAGAACUUUGAUGAAGCCCAAGAGAAGGAAGGAGCGAGCAGAAAACCUCGAGUAGACGAUCCCAUCCGCUGGUUUGGUAUCCUCGUUCCGCCUGCCUUGCGCAACGCCCAGGGCCGCUUCAUACAAGCUGUCGAGGGCCCGGUCCCGAAGCUUGUGAAUGUGGCAGCGGGGAUGAGGGAGCUGGAGAUUGAGAUUGGACGGGCGAGGAAGGCAAUCAGGAAGAGUGCAAGUUAA
Molecule: messenger RNA, 780 nt
Organism: Diplodia corticola
Lineage: Eukaryota; Fungi; Ascomycota; Dothideomycetes; Botryosphaeriales; Botryosphaeriaceae
Exons: 3
Coding region: 1-780 (259 amino acids)
Biological process (GO): vacuolar proton-transporting V-type ATPase complex assembly
Cellular component (GO): extrinsic component of endoplasmic reticulum membrane; Vma12-Vma22 assembly complex
Source: RefSeq, a predicted model, not a curated record